AUGGUUCCGUCUUCCGGCCUCACCGUCCCGUGUUUCCAUGUCAGUGUUGCUGCCUGCACUUUACCCCCUAGAAAUGCCUGGGUGGAGGAGACAGGAGACCCCGGCAGCCACAAUCCUGUCUUGUACCCCGAUGCCAAUUCACUUAACCAAUGCCAAACAGUGCAUGUCGGGGGGCACCCCUCAGCUCCCAGCCGUGCACGAUUGCUGCGGUGUAGCCAUGGUGCCAACAGCAAGGGCACACCUGGCUCCUACCCACGUGGUACCUGCUCCAGCCGGUGGCAUGGGCAUAGCAGCCAGCGUUCAAGUGCCAAACGUCUGCAUCGUGAGCAGUUAAGAGGGAGGGGGGGGACAGAUGGCUCCAUGCCAUGA
This is a messenger RNA of Podarcis lilfordi (Lilford's wall lizard), 369 nucleotides long. Lineage: Eukaryota; Metazoa; Chordata; Lepidosauria; Squamata; Lacertidae. The record is from the annotation of a GenBank genome assembly.